AUGGGAGAGCUAACUUACUUCCUAGGUCUUCAAAUCAAGCAACUAAAUGAAGACACAUUUGUUUGUCAAGCCAAGUAUUGCAAGCACUUGCUAAAGAGAUUUGGCAUGGUUGAUGCAAAGUCGAUUGAAACUCCGAUGGCUAUGAACGGUAACUUGGAAAGGAACAAAAAUGGUAACGAUGUGGAAGUGAAGAAAUAUAGAGGUAUGAUAGGUUAUCUUCUAUAUCUCACUACAUCUAGGCCAGAUAUCAUGUUUAGUGUCUAUAUGUAUGCUCAAUAUCAAUCGGCCCCUAAGGAAUAUCAUCUCAAAGUCGUCAAAUGUAUUUUUAGGUAUCUUUAUGGUACUUCGAAUUAUGGGCUUUGGUAUUCCAAAGGGAGUGAGUGUAGCUUAGUUGGUUACAUCGAUUACGAUUUUUUCGGUUGUAAGCCGGAUAGGAAAAGCACUAGUGGGACUUGUCACAUAUAUUCAAAUUCCUUAGUUAGUUAG
This is a messenger RNA of Lathyrus oleraceus (garden pea), 486 nucleotides long. RefSeq lists its product as uncharacterized. Lineage: Eukaryota; Viridiplantae; Streptophyta; Magnoliopsida; Fabales; Fabaceae. The transcript has a single exon. The coding region runs from base 1 to 486 and encodes 161 amino acids. The record is from RefSeq and is a predicted model, not a curated record.